Molecule: messenger RNA, 1039 nt
Organism: Meloidogyne enterolobii
Lineage: Eukaryota; Metazoa; Nematoda; Chromadorea; Rhabditida; Meloidogynidae
Source: the annotation of a GenBank genome assembly
CUGCUGACUAAAAUACUUUAACCGACGUCCCCUGUUGUCGUUAUUUUUCUGGCAUUUUUCCUCUUGGUAAAGGUAUAGUCCCUAGAAAAAAUUAGAAAGAAGGUCAGAAAACAAUUGCAAAAAAUUGAGCGGAACUGGGGGCCAAAUUACUAGGGAGAUUGUAUUUUUAGAAUUAUCGUUUGUAUCCUCAUCUAUUAUGAUACCCCAUACAACUUUUAGUUUUUGUAAAAAAUCGUCGGAGCAAUCGAAAUUUAAUUCUAAAGCCAAAAAAUAGUCAUUGCCUAAAUUUAUUGACUUUUUAGUUUAAUUUUGGAUUUUAUUAAUAUUUUCAGAAUUUGGAUUUAUUUCAAAAAUUGUUUUUAAUUAAAAAAUUUUUCCUUCGAUUUCAGUCAAUAAAGCUUCUGCUAACGAAAAACAAAUGGAUGUGGGUGCUAAUUUGUUUGUUGAUAAUAGCUGCUGAAGUUGACGAAAAAUUAAUGUUCGAUACUUUUAGCGCUUUUGGUGUUAUUUUACAGCCGCCCAAAAUUAUGCGUGAUGUUGAAUCUGGAUCUAGCAAAGGAUUUGCUUUUAUUAAUUUUGCGUCUUUUGAGGCUUCUGAUGUUGAAAAACCUUCAAAAGAAUCUCUAAAUUCACUUCGUGUCAACAUUUAUCGAUUAGAACGCCUUUGUGCUUCCUGGUUAAAUACUGGACAUUUCUCAAAUGUGCCUGAUCGUUUGCGUUUACUUUAGUCUUUUUUGUGUGCACUUAUGGCUAAAUUGGAUUUUUUAUGUGAAGAUUAUUUGUCCUCUUUACGUUUCUGUGAUGAAGGAUUAAUUGAGGACCGUAAUUUGGAGGAUGAAAGCCUUUCAAAAUUUGCUUCUCAACUUUGCUGUUAUUUUCUACCUCCACCGCCUGAAUUAUCUACACAAAAUAAUCAAAGCCUUCCCAAGCAAACCUUCACCACCUCUUCCCAAUUCUUUACCAAUCCAUUUUGGGCAGCUUCACUCGAAUUUUUCUUCAAAAAUUAUUAUUUGCCUGGAUUACCUUUAAUAAUUAAUGA